Molecule: messenger RNA, 509 nt
Organism: Cuscuta campestris
Lineage: Eukaryota; Viridiplantae; Streptophyta; Magnoliopsida; Solanales; Convolvulaceae
Source: the annotation of a GenBank genome assembly
AUCUACUUAGAAAGCUUCGCUCCAAAGCCUGCAUUAAUCUCCCAACAAAGAUCACAGAGAAAUUGAGAGAGAUCGAGAGGUAUGCUGGGAAGAGUAAGAAGACCAUCGAUUAGCUCGUUGGAGCAAUUGGAGAUGGAGAGGCAACCUCCCAAGCUCAUCAAGACCGAUUCUCUCUCAGUUUACGAGACCACACUACUCAAGUUAAAAGAAGGCUCGCGCCGUGAACUAUGCUUCUGUCUCGAAGAUUCAGCUAGUGAAAACAUGAUUCCUUAUACAGAAAACAGCUCUAAAGGAGGAGAGGAAGCAUCUUCGCUCGAUGGCAAUUCUUGUUCUGGCGGUUCAACUGAGGAUUCACCAAGGCAACAACAAGCGGCGAGAUAUUUUUCACUUCCCUUCCUGUUUUUAAGGGCAAUGCAAAAGUUAUAGGAGAGUGAGGGGAUGGUAAUCAUAGCGGACAAGGUCUGAACGAGGGAAGAUAUUUAAGUCAGACAUAAACAUGAGUCGGCAAG